Messenger RNA from Cokeromyces recurvatus, 887 nucleotides. Its product is annotated as Reticulon-domain-containing protein. The transcript is spliced from 4 exons. Bases 49 to 852 code for a protein of 267 amino acids. NCBI's taxonomy places the organism in Eukaryota, Fungi, Mucoromycota, Mucoromycetes, Mucorales, Mucoraceae. The record is from RefSeq and is a predicted model, not a curated record.
UUUUUUUUUUCUUUUUCUUUUUCUUUUUAUUUCUUUGAAUUAUAUACAAUGAUGUCCACUACGACAAAACAAGAUGAUAUAAAUUUAACUACUUCUCAAUGUGAAACAGCAAGACGUAUUGUACAUGAAUUAAGUCGUGUUUAUAAAUGGGAGAAUCCUCUUCGGUCUGGUACAUUAUUUGUUACCCUUAUAGGCUUCUUUAUCGUCACACAGCAUUGUUCUCUCUUGCAGAUUAUUUGUGGCAUUUUAAUGCUUGCUACAAGUAUCAAUUUAGUGUAUGUCACGAUGAUUCAGUUUUCCCAAAAGGUUAUUUCAGAUCAUCCUACAGCACAUCAUCCUUACAAUCAUUUGUUGAAUCAUUCUUCAGCUUUAUUAAGUAAAGAUAGUGCAGCUUAUUAUAGUUCAGUUUUAGUGGAUAUAGCAGAGAUAAUAAUAAGAUGGAUAGCUCGUAUUAUUUUAAUUGAAGAUAAAAAGAAGAGUAUCAAGUGGUUAGGUCUAUUUUUUAUCAUUUGGAAAAUAUCAGCUUAUAUUUCAAGUCGCGUCAUCCUUUUGACUUUUCUUAUUUCACUCUUCAUCUUCCCUAAACUUUAUAUGAGUAACAAAGAUAUAGUGGAUGCUCGUUUUCAACAAUGUCGUGCUUUAUUAAAUGCUCAACUUUAUUGUGUUCAACAUUUUGUUUGUGUACAACUUGAUUCUAUAAAGAAAUUAGUUAAAACUUAUAUUGCGAAAAACUCAACUACUGCUACUACCCCUGUCACUGAUAAUAAUAAUACGAUUGUAGAUAAUGAUAAAAUAACAUCUGAUACAACCGUAAACUCUACUACGAAUUUGACUAAUAAAAAAGACGAAUAAAAUAUGUAUUUUUUUUUUUUUUUUUUUUUUUUUUU